Messenger RNA from Triticum aestivum (bread wheat), 2253 nucleotides. RefSeq lists its product as uncharacterized. The transcript has 12 exons. Lineage: Eukaryota; Viridiplantae; Streptophyta; Magnoliopsida; Poales; Poaceae. Bases 80 to 2185 code for a protein of 701 amino acids. The record is from RefSeq and is a predicted model, not a curated record.
GCCUAGGAUAGUCAAUGAAGUGGUUGCUGGCCUCACGGAAGCACAAAAAAAGUUGUUCGUUGAAAAGGACUUUGGCGCCAUGCUUUCACUCCCAGAGAUUGUGAACGUGGACCGCCAGUAUAGUUUCUGGAAUGCGACUAGGAUAGAUCCGGUGAGGAAAAUAGUCCGAAUGGGCGAUGGCAGUUCUCGUCCGGUGACGGCUAGCGCUGUUAGGGACGUAGUCGGGCUGGGUAUGGGUGACAGGGAGAUCCCAUUCCCGCAUGAACCGAGCUGCGUCGAUCGGGAUAUCUUCAAAGAUGUGUGCGUCGGGUUGGGGCUUGCUGAAACGGUGGAUAGGAUUAGCUUGCAGAUGCUACAGUCUAUUCUUGCUUCCCCCGGUGAUCUGAGUAUCGACUUUGAGUCCAACAGGCAGUGUGCUGCAUUUGCUCUUCUUUGCACUACUUGUUUGUUCAACCCCAGAGUGAAUCAGAGGGAGGACCCGAUCAGCCCGGAAGUUUUCAUUGUUGUGCGUGAUCCAUCCAAGAUGUCUGAAUUUGAUUGGUGUGGAUAUAUUAAAAAUGUUAUCAUGGCUGGGGUUAGUAAAAUGCACGCAGAUCUGAAGGCCGGUGCAGUGGCAAUGCAGCUACAAGGGUUCGUGAUGAUUCCCCAGAUAAUCACAUUUGACGCGAUGGUGGCUGGGCGUGGGUUGCAACCAGGGCAUCCCCGCAUAGCGUUGUACACCGCCUCAGACUUCCAACUACUAGCUGGUGUGGACGCUGAUCGUCGGGUUAUAGGGGGGCACAGGUUAUACGGCAAGGCGAGGUUGAGGCCUGUCAGUGAGGAUGUCGUUGCUGAGGACUUGGCGAGCCAGGGUUUUGCUCCUUCUCUGAACAAUGGCGCUGCUGCCGUUGCUGCCCCAACUGAAAAUGUCAUUCCGUUGUUGGAUGUGGCCAGGUGGCAGACUGAGGUGGUAGAUUAUUUGAGUGAUGUGAUGAAUGCACACAUCUCCUCUGUUAGUGAGGAGAACAUGAACUUGAGAAACCAUGUUGAGUCUUGCAUGACCAGUUUGCUUGCAAUGAUUGACGGGCGCAACGCCAGCAAUGUCAAUUCGUGUAGUGAGAUGUUGGGGGGUGCGGUUUCAAGAGUAGGCGACUGCAGGCUGCGGGUGGUGGGUGGUGAGGUUCGCUUCGUUGAUAGUCAUGAACAUAAUACGAGUGCUCUGGCUGAUGCCACCGGGAAAAGCAAUAUACAGGAGGCAACAGGUCCAUCCACUUAUAGGCUCGUGAACCCGACUAUUAGGAAGCGCCUUGGAACGGAUCUGAUGACAAACUUGGGUGCUGCCACCGCCCUCUCACAGAGCAGUUUGCUUGGGUGGUUUCCUGUGGCUCCACCAAGUAAACGCUCAAGGAUGACGACUGACUACUCGAUUGCAAACCCGAUGGGGGUAGCUGUUUCUGAGCUGGAGGGGAAGAGAAGAGAUGAUCGUUUCUAUGCGAAGGCCAUGGAUUCAUCGGUUAAUGAUUUGUCUAGGGUCUGGUUCAAGCAUCGGCGCCCAUAUCACAUUGAGAUGACUGGUGAGCAGGUGGUGGAAGAGUUUCGCAUCGAAAAUGAUCUUGCAAGUAAAGGUCUUGACUCAAUUCUUCGUUUGGGGAUCUGCCCGCCCGCGUCAGGGAGGCUGAUCAUUGGUCCUGAUUGGGAGUUUAAAGUUGCAUACACUGCUGGGUACUGGAGGAGGGCAGAUGUCCGUGCGAUGUUUAAUGAACUACCGCCGGGGCUUAAGUGCGAAGUGGCCCUGGUGGUGGUGUACCUUGGUCAAGGAUGGAGUCUAUAUGCCUUUGACGUUCUCCGCAGGGUUCUUCAUGUGAUUGAUCCGAACAUUUGCAAGCCUGGUGAGAGCAAGAUCAAAGCAAAACACUUGCGGAAUGCGGGGGAGCUGCUAGAUGGGUUCAUCAAGUGUGGUGACAUGUUCUGGGGCGAGGGGAAAGUGCCGAACAAUGGAUGGUCUUACUGUUUCCACGCUACAUGUACCUAUGAGAGUACGGACACGGCGAUGCAGGUGGUGCACCACAUCAUCAACUUUGUCCCUGGACAGCAUCCAAUGAACUUGACUGCGGGUGCAUCGGUUGCUCUCAAGAAGAAGCUCCUUCAGUCUGUCCUCACGAUGGCGGGUAAUGAUGGCAGCCUCCCACGCCGUGUCGAAGCAUGAUUGACAUUCCGGAAGGGCUGGUUUACCACAUAGUUUAAAACUCUGUGCCCUGCGUAUGUUGCAACCGC